Drosophila pseudoobscura is the source of this 1934-nucleotide messenger RNA. RefSeq lists its product as uncharacterized. The coding region runs from base 306 to 1709 and encodes 467 amino acids. The record is from RefSeq and is a predicted model, not a curated record. The transcript has 5 exons. NCBI's taxonomy places the organism in Eukaryota, Metazoa, Arthropoda, Insecta, Diptera, Drosophilidae.
AAGUUUGCUGCCUACUUUCGAGCGCUGCGACUUCUAUAUAAGUAGCCACUUCCAUAUAAAUGGCAUAGCCUCAACCUGUUCGCGCAUCAUUCGCUCCAACGAACCUCGAAACCCGACGCGUUGCAGUUGAUCGCCUCAAAGUGCUCCUUUGUGUACAAGUGAUUUUUUUGCCCGCGGAAUAGACCAAAUGAAUCUCAUUCCUGCCGUAGAGAAUCCCUAUUGAGUUAAAACAUUCUCAAAAAUAAAUAUUGCCAAUCGAAACGAAAAAUAAAGCUUUUUAAAUCGAGCCAUAGUACGCAUAGUCCAUGUGCUCCAAGGCUUUGCUGCUCCUGGCCGCCAUGCUGGCUGUGCGCUGCUUUGGCAGCGGGUCUUCCAGGCGUACGCUUGCAUUGGCCUGUGAGGAGGUGGAUGCCACGGACGGGGACGCAUUAGAAGCUGCAGUCGCGCUCGAAAACAAUAGAUAUAGCAGUAAUAACAACAACUACAACUACGCGUUUGGCGACGUUGGUGGCAUUGCGGAUAGCAACGACAACGGGCUGAACAAUGACAACUAUAACUACAACAAAGCAGUGGCCAAAUGGCAGCAGCACCAGGGGCUCCUACAGCAACAGAAGCUCUACGGAAAUCCCAUUUACAGCAUAUACGACUUCAGUCGAAGCCAGCCGCAGCAACGGCAACAACUACGGCGUGAGUUUGAUGAUGAUCCAGUGAAUGCUGGCAAUGACUUCCGUCUGCAAUUGUCCGACUUAAAUGCGGCCGUUCAAGGUGUGGGCAGGUUUGUUGUCGAGCACCACAACAGCCCGGACCAGGACAACGACAAAGACAACGACAACAGCAGCAGCAGCAGCAGCGAAAACAAUGCUGACAGCAACAGCCAGCCGCAACAACGGGAAUUGUUGCUGGAGCGCCGGAGUCGCAUCAGUCGAAGGGAACCAGAGGAGGGUCAGCCGGAGCUUUAUGAUAACGAAUAUGCAGCAGCUGCUGGUGCUACCUCUGAUGCUGCUCCUGAUUCCAAUGUCGACAUUGAGGGCGAGGAAGACUAUGCCGUGGCGGCCGAGGAUGCGGAUGAGCUGAGUGAACAGCUGCCCUACGGCAUUCAGAAUGUGCGCAAGCGUCGCGUUCGCAGCGUUAUGCCUCCCGCUCAACAGCUGCUGGCUCCUAGCCCUAACAGUGAUGAGGUAACCUAUCAGUCGCUGUGCCCCACCAAUCGAGUCACCGUCAAGCUGGACAGCGGGGACUACCGCCCUAAUCAUUAUGUAGAGGUCACCUGUGCCCAUAACUACGCCCCGCAGCCGCCGCGGGUUCACAACUAUGACUACGUCUACAGGGGCAACGAUCUGCUGCGGGCCCUGCUCGCGGAGCGGGGAGAGAAGCGCGAGAUCUGCUCGGCGAUAGGCUUCGCCUGCAUCCAGCUCAACCGCACCAUCCACCUGAUCCGGCUGAACGAUGCCUCCGGCUGCUGGGAAUCCGAAACUCGAACGGUGCCAUCCGGCUGUGAGUGUAUGUGGCCCAAGCACAGCUACGGAGAUAUCGGCUUCUACCACCAGACACAGAAGCGGCACGGGGGCGUACGAGGACGUAUCGCCCCCACCAUUGACUACAGGCCAGGAGUGGGCUAUCGCCAGCUGACAGUGCGAGCCCGGAGUCCCAAAGCCGGGCAGCGCAGUCGACGCGAUGACUUGGGCUACGAGAGCUACGAGAUGAAUUAGUGGCACAGCGAGAGGCAGUACCUGUGCAGGCAGCAGGGAGCAGUGAGUGGAGGAUAUGCCAAGCACACUCAGAGUGUGCCCAACUGGAUUUGUGGCGGCAGAUUAGUAACUAAGUUGGAUCCGCAUAAAUUAUUUUCGCUUUAGUUUAGCCGUAACGGGAAGGUCCCUUAGUUAGUUCAGAUAAUUGUAAUGAAAUAUUAAUAAACAACUACAAUGGAGCAACAA